UUGCUCUUGAAAGCCAACUGUUUAAGAUCUGUGACGUCACUUCCUUCUUUCUCUUCGACCUCCGGCAUAGUGAGGACAGGACGGUGGACAAAAUGUCCUCCCAUAAGACGUUCAGGAUCAAGCGCUUCCUCGCUAAGAAGCAGAAACAGAACAGGCCGAUUCCUCAGUGGAUCAGAAUGAAGACCGGCAACAAGAUCAGGUACAACUCCAAGAGGAGACACUGGAGGAGGACCAAGCUUGGCUUGUAAACAUGAGUGGAUCUCAGCAUGCCUCCCUUCCAACGUUUGCCUGAGCCUGACCACACAGAGGAAAUGUCACCUGAAGCAGCAGUUAUUUUGUACAGAUACUCUGGUGAUGCUCAUGUUUGACAAUAAAAGAUCUUUGGUCAACAAUGAAA
Molecule: messenger RNA, 397 nt
Organism: Oryzias latipes (Japanese medaka)
Lineage: Eukaryota; Metazoa; Chordata; Actinopteri; Beloniformes; Adrianichthyidae
Gene: rpl39
Product: ribosomal protein L39
Biological process (GO): translation
Cellular component (GO): cytosolic large ribosomal subunit; ribosome
Molecular function (GO): structural constituent of ribosome
Source: RefSeq, a predicted model, not a curated record